This is a messenger RNA of Cheilinus undulatus (humphead wrasse), 7445 nucleotides long. RefSeq lists its product as uncharacterized. The transcript is spliced from 11 exons. Bases 152 to 2269 code for a protein of 705 amino acids. The record is from RefSeq and is a predicted model, not a curated record. Lineage: Eukaryota; Metazoa; Chordata; Actinopteri; Labriformes; Labridae.
CGUGAAGUGCGGCUCUUGAGGGGGGCGAGGUUGAAAGGGAGGGAGACGACGAGGGAGUCAACCGGCAGCGUCCACACUCGUUUUGACCACUGAAGGCAUCCCGACGUCUCCUCUUGACUUCAGCUGGGCGAUUCAAGAAGAAUCUGCCAGGAUGGUGACAGUCAGGGUGAUCGUAUUCAGCCUUUUACUCACAGCAGCCCUUUCUGCCCCUGUAAAAGUCAAUGAGGAAACCAGGACUAUGUACCAUGGGGAGGAUUUCCACAUCUUGCUGCCCUCGCUCUCAGUGGAGGUCUCCUUUAAAUCUGGUCAACGGUCACCUGAGAUAGACCUGAUGAAAGACAGCAAAGUGGUCAGCAGUCGAGCAAAACUCAACCGCCAACUCAGCCACCUCAUUGUAGAUGCAGUGGGCGAAGGAGACGAGGGCGUGUACACAGUAAAGUAUCCAGAUGGGAACGUCAAACGAAUCAGGCUUUACGUCAGAGACUGCUCCAAUGAGCAGGGUGUUAAAUAUGGAGACAACUUCAAUAUUCCAGUGAGCGGGGUGGCCCCUCCCAUCACACUGGAGUAUAGGCCCAGUUCUGUGGAGGCAAACCAGACAUCAAGACCCGCUCUGGUGCUGCUGACCAGCACAGGCUUGUCCAGGGAGGGCUACCAGGGUCGAAUCAGCGUCGACGAGCGCCAUGUCACCCUGAGCGCCGUCACAGGUGCAGAUGAGGGCAGCUACACAGUCAGGGAUGCCAAAGGUGACAUCCAAAAAAAAGUGUGUCUUAAUGUCAUAGAGCACAACAUCUUUUUCACCAUACCAUACGGUAAAAGACUGAAGAUAAACCUGAUCCUCAACAGCUCUUUGGUGCAGCUCUACUACACCCUCAACAAAGACCCCACAACCCACCUGCUGCUGGAUAAAGGAGAAUUUACAAAUGCCCGAGAGGAGCUGGGUUUGCAGGACCGUCUCUCCAUGGAGGGCUCACUGGUUUUUCUGGAUCAGGUCAGAGGUGCAGAUACGGGCAUUUUUGAGGUUAAAGACAUACUGGAGUUUGUUGUGUCCAGGAUCCACUUGGAAGUUGAACCAUACAAACUAGAGUCCUUGUAUGUGGCCAUCAUUGCCCUGCUGGGCUUGCUGGUUUUCUUGCUGCUGGUGUGUCUGCUGUCCUGCUUGAUCAAAGUGAAGAAGAGGGCAAAGAGGGCUGCAGCCCUGGAGAAGAUUGCCCAGAAUGCUGGCAAAGAGGAUGAGGGAGAGGCCUUCAGACAGGUGGUCAAAAACAUCACAAAACUUAGUGAGGAGUCCAAGCAUUCCCAGGCAGACAACACAGAGAAAUCUCAGAGCACUGAAGUGGAUAUUAAAGGUCUGGAGGUUUCUUCUAAAGAGGUCGGGAUCGGUAACCUUGAGACCAGUGACUCCGGCGUUGGCUUCAACACCGCCCUCCCACUGGACACUGAUACUGACGUCCCUGAUCCAACCUCCGAGUCUGUGGUUGUCACAGUUUCUGCUGCCCCUGAAACCAAACCAAGUACCCCUCCUGCUGCUGAGUCCAAGCCGAGCACCCCACCAACUUUGGAAAUCAAAUCCAGUCCAGUAGCUGAAGCUAAAACCUCCCCUGCACCCACAAUGAAGAAAACUCCUGAGCCACCAGUGGAAGCAAAGUUGGACUUGCCCAAACCAGUAGAAGCUAAGCUUAGCCCAACCCCUAGCCCUGAGCCAAAGGCUGUUCCAAGUCCAGCCGAUCCAAAACCUGCACCGACCCCGAGUCCGGAGCCUAAGCCAGCUACACCAAAAGCAACAUUGCCAACACCUGAAACUAAGAGUGCCGUGACUCCAACACCCGAAACUAAGAGUGCCGUGACUCCAACAACUGAAACUAAGAGUGCAGUGACUCCAACACCCGAAACUAAGAGUGCCGUGACUCCAACACCUGAAACUCAGAGUGCCGUGACUCCAACACCCGAAACUAAGAGUGCCGUGACUCCAACACCCGAAACUAAGAGUGCUCUGACACCUCCAAUGCCUGAAACUAAGAGUGCCCUGACGCCUCCCACACCAGAGCCCCCAAAACCAACCACACCGGAGCCCAUCACCAACGGUACACCCGAGCCAGCCCUGGAAUCCAAACCCAGCCCAGAUCACACUGGUAUCAUCAGUAGCUCAGCUGCAAAAGCAGCCCCUGCUAAAACCCCUGAGAUGGAGCUGAAGUCAGGCGGUGCUGCGCUGGAGGCCAGCAAAGACGGCACCUUGGCUGAGGAUUCCACCACCACCACUACCACCACCUGAGACCUCUUGCAAAAAUCCAAGGGAAGCCCCAUUAAUUUUUUUUCCAUCCUCUACCACUGUAGACAAUCGAACACCCCAACCAAAUAAUGAAGAAACCACUGAAGCUUGGGCCAGGACUUUGGUUUAAUAUGUCUGAACACAAUAUUACAGUUACAGUAUCUCACGUCUAUACUAACACAAAACCUUUUGGACCAGAUGUUACUUAAAAUCUUCACACAACAAAUGUGGCUUGUUGAUUGUUAAACGUUUUAAUUGUAAGCACCUAGCAGCCUCAUUUUUGGUAACUUUAGAGUACACCUGUCAGACUGCAAAUGAGAUCUUUUGCAGAGUUUACAAUUAAGAUACUGACUCAAUAUGAGGUGUUUUUAACUUAAUAGAUAGCCAGUAAAGGUUUACAACAUUUCAGUAAAAUUAUACUUCUACUUGAAUUACAGGAAUACUAGAGUGUUUUGUUAAAUCUUGACUAACCACCCGACAAACCGCUUGUUCCCCUUGUUUGCAUAAAGAUAAAUAACAUGAAACUGAAACUAUUUUCAUGUCAUACCUGCCAACACCAUUCUAAUUGGGUUUCUCCAGUAUUUGACAGCCAUCUAGGGACUUCAUUACAAGUUUAUUUAAGUUUGUAUAAGGACACCAAAGUCGCCAAAUUAUCUACGAAUAUCUGCUACUUCAUCUAUUUCAGCCUCGGUCCCUACAGCUUGGCAACCAACAAUUUAAUUCAAGUGGACAUAUCUGCACUGUGAGCAAUGGGCAAAUUUUAGUGAGCUAUACUGAAGAAUUUUAAUUUAUAAUCCCAAGUCACCUAGAUGUCUGCCAUGUAUUUCUAAAAGUGCAGAGUGGAUUUAAAUGUCAGCACAGUGUUAGAAAAUUAUGCUCUCUAGCAUAAUAGUUUUCAAUAGCACUAGCAUGGCCUUAGGGCACUACUUUUGUAUCCCUUUGACACAUAAAUGUUGGCAGGUAUGGUCAUGUCAAAUCUACAAAAAAAGAAAUACAAUAAAGAAGCCCCUCUAAUCACGUAAAUCACACUGCUUUGGGCAUUUUGUACAUAGUUGAAAUGCAUAUGUCAUGUGCAUUCUGACUUCAGAAACAUCAACAAAAGUUUCUUUGUCUUAUCUGUAACCAAACAAAAAGAUAUUCUUGUAACACUAACCCCUCUAUUAAUAGCCUCUGAGAUAUCGACUCAGGCUCCCUGUGGAUAUCUCAGAUGAUUAAAACAUGUUAUCCAUGCCUUUCCCUCAAGUCUAGAUCAACCACUUUACGAUCUUUGAUGUGGAUUUCCCGGUGGCUCUAUAAAAAUCCCAUUACUCCUUCAGUUUGAGGAGGAGGGAGCUCAUGCCAGCUUCAACUCGAGGCAUUUAAUGGGACCACCAGUGUGCCACAGAAUGAGUGUCUUUUAUAGGUCAAAUACUGAAUGAAAGUAUCUAAAACGUUACGAAUAUUUAGAACAUGCCUCGAUCUUAGCUUUAGUUUCCUUUCUCAGCUCUUUUACUUUGUUGGCCAUCAUUUCAACUCAUACUAAAUACAAAACCUUUGGUAAAUAUUUGAAAUACAUUAUUGGCUCAAGUUUAUAAUAAUAACAUUGAGCAGAGUCAGUCUCAUUGGCCCUCUUAAAUUUGUAAAAAGCUUAAACAUUUAUGCAAAGCAUGUUUUAAAGCUCCAAAACACUCCUAUGAAGCCUUUUUCCAAGCCACGGAGUUGAGAAAUCACAAGGAAAUCAAUCUUGUAUGGUACAGAGGAGGUGUGCAGAUAAAUUUAGUGUUAGAAAUUGCAUGUCUCUACCUCAUGUGUAAAGUGACUGGGACGAAAAAUGACGACAGACCAAGCUUUAUGUAUUAAAGCAAACAGAAGAGCAUUUGAGGUUUUGUGCACUGCAAAUACUCAAAUCUCUGCAAGUGUUUUUGUCUGAGUUAUGCUCAAAAUAACUCUUAUGUUGAGACACACUUAUCUUACAAGUCCAUAUAAACAUGUUACUUCAAGAUAAAUCAAGCAAAAAUUAAGGCAUGGAGUGGUUGUAUUGUUUGCAAACUGUUUGAAAACAGUAUGGAGGCAUAUUACCCUUCAAUCCAACAGAUACAUAGCCAGCUUGGCAUCAGACUUCAACCCACUGUUUCGCACAGUUUAAUAGCCUAUCUCAUAUUAACUCCAGUCCAGCUUCUUGCUCGCGUCAGGUCAGGUAUGGGAGCAUAUGCCAGUUUGGCAUUUCACCACGUUAGCCAUAGCCCUGUAUUGCUCUGGCCUCCUGAUGGCCAUUGUCCAGGACUGUUCCAGCUCCAAGCCCCAGCUCUUCAGGUAUUCUCCCAGCUGCCCCCUCCAUGACCAGCCCACCAGGUCCUGGGCACCUAGUAUGCAGUGUGCUGGAUCAGGCUAGGGAAAGCACACCAGGUGCCCGAGUGCACCUGUAGUUCACAUAUCAAGCUGCUGACCCUUACUAUCCCCGCUCUCCUGCUCCCCUGCUCAUCUGCUUACCUCUUUUCGCCUCACCCAUUGUAGUCAUUGCAGUCAGACUAACUGGCUUCUUUUUAGCAGAAGGCUGGUGUGUAAAUUAAUAACAUAAAGCUGUAGAAGAGCAGUGGCCCUCUGCCAAGGGUACAUGGUGCUGAAAUCAUAUGGCCAUGGCACUCUGCGGAAAUAGGAUAAAAAAUUUUCUCCGUGUUGAAAAUUAUUGUAUGAGAUCUAUCAGAUGGACUUUUAAGACUACUAUUUCAAGGUGGAAAAGCUACUUUUUGUUGCUUUACAUGCCUAUGAAGUAGAUUCACUUUCUAAAUUUUCUUGCCCAAUUGUAAGAUUUUUUACUUAUUGUAAGCAUUUCAGGCCUAACUUUUGCUUUUAUACCUUGAACAAGAUGCUUAUCUGGACUUGUUACUGAAUGUGACCUGAAAUAAGUGUAAAGAUUAAAAUUAGAUUUGCAAGAGUUGAGUUUAUGCAAUGUGAGAGAAGCAACAAAAUUGCACCCAUGGACGUUUGGAUGGUCAGUGAAAUGUAGGGAAAUUGUACAGUAAAUCUACAACCAACUGGCCUUUCUUGGUAGCUCUCUUUCCUAUUAGAUUUUCUUACAGCAGAUUCAAAUCAGGCUAUUUGUCAGCAUUUUAAAAAGCCAUAUGACAAGAUAGGUUUAGAUGUAAGAUUUGAUAUUGAGAUCAAUUGAUAUCCAUUAACCAGAACAAACCAAAAAAAUCAAGAUGAAUCGAAUGGCCUUGGUGUUAAACAGUUUCAAGUGGGCUGUUUUUUUUUUUUUUAUGAAGGCAUUUUAAUGUAAAAACACUGAAUAUGCCUCAUUUGUUGUCUGGAUCUGUAAAGGAACUUCAAACCAGUUUUAACAAUACAAAAUAAUCAUAAUGCACAGACACAAGCCAGACACACAUUCCAGCCUUGUAAAUAUUGCAUGUGUACGCCAGUUUAACCCCUUGAAGGCUGAAUGUUUUUAGUGUACAGAAUGCUGGUUGUAUUAUACAUAAUAAUAAAGGGAAUAACUAAAUUUCUCACCAACUUUAAAUGCAAAUAUAUAAACACAUUAUAUACUACUAACACUAAUAUUCACUAAUGUUUUAAACUAAUUUAUAAGCCAAAUAUUGUAAAAAUCCAUCAAGAUUAUGACCAAUUUUCUGCUGUUUUUGCCAUUCAAUCCUGAUGAUACUCGCAGCAUACGGCUUCUCUCACACUAUUUUCCUUUGUAUCCAAAUGUUUAACCUAUGUCACCUAAAGCAUGCUCAUGCCAUCGACCUUUUAUCAUCUUAAAUGUGUGUGACUGGCAGAAUGAUGUUUUUAAUGUGGCCAUCAUUGUAUGUUCGGAAUUUUGUCGUUAAAGUGCAUGUACAAAUGAGCGUGGGUGAUUUAUGACAGUGAUUUAUAUGCAUUUGUGUGCUGAGUCUAUGCAUAGAGUGACACCACUGUACUUUACACGUGCAUCUUCUCCAUCUGUCGUGAGUAUGGUGUUCAUGUGCCUGCUUAACUCGUCCUGCGAUGUAAAGAUGACAAGUGUUCACAUCAUGAGUGUAAAUGGGUUUAAAGCCACAAUAUAUUGUGUAUACAGAUAAUGUAACUUUGAGACUUUUGAGUGACUUUUGUCUAUCUGUUUAGUGCCUAUACCCUUUUUUGGAUAGCUCAGUCAUAAUCCAACACUCCUUAUGGCACCUUUUACUUGAUAUUUAUAGUACUCAGCCUUGUAAAAAUUUGUUUGUGCACAUGACUGAACAAAGUAAAGCCACUGGCAGGCCUGUGUUAUACGUGUAGUAAAUAUGUCAGACAUUGAAUUCAAGUGAUGCAAAUCUAGUGCGUUUCCACCAAGUGGUCUGGUUUAUUUAGGUAUGUUUUGGUAUGGCAUAUCCUGGUCUUGCUUGCAUUUCCAUUGCAUAUUUUUGUUUGGUCAUUGUUACUGCCAUCAAACAGGAAGUAACAAUUCUUUCAACCACUCAAAGGACUACAGCGUGUCUAGUUGGAACCUGGUACCCUAUUAGAUGGUUACCCAAAAGCAGGAUGGUCCAGAUCAGUUAUUUUGGUACCUUUCUUGACUUAGAUUGUGGAAAUGCAAAUACUCCCAUACCAUUCAAAUCAAACUGAACUGGACUGCUUGAAGAAAACACACCAUAAGUAGCAUAUAAAGAGCGUUGAGUUUGCUCUGCGUGUGAGGUGAGGUGAGGGUGUUUUCCAUUCCAUUGAUCAUUGUUGCACAGUUCAGAGUACGUGAGUGAAUUAAUGAAGGCAGCAGAUGAAUGAGAAGCUCUGUGCGGGUAACCCCUCGGGCUGAUGUUGACAGACUGCUAAAACAGCAUUUUCGUGCACCACUGCUAAUGUUUAAUGUAAGUGAUUGUAAUACCAAGCUGCUCAGAAGGAAAAUUGAUGAGAAAGUGGCAGAUAUGACAUGUAGCUUUUGGUUUACCAGCAUCUCAAAGAUGGCUCACUCUAGUGGGAUUUGAAACGAUGACAUCAAUCUGGGUUUCUGGUUUCAUGCCCACCUCUGAUAGAAGCCACUGCUUUUAUUACCACUGGCACUCUGCACUAAAUGAGUAGUCUCUGCCCGGAUCUCUGUUUACUUCUUUGUCCUGGCCUGGGUGUGGUGUGAUGUCCCACCUGUUCUCUCUGUACUCCCUUUUUGCACAACUUCACACCAAUGUUUUGUAAAGAAAAAUCUUUAUUUCAUGUCUAAAGGAAUACUAAGAAUAAACAAUCUAUUACGACA